Molecule: messenger RNA, 2355 nt
Organism: Puccinia triticina
Lineage: Eukaryota; Fungi; Basidiomycota; Pucciniomycetes; Pucciniales; Pucciniaceae
Exons: 3
Coding region: 1-2355 (784 amino acids)
Source: RefSeq, a predicted model, not a curated record
AUGGUCGGUCAGUCGCUCUCGAAAACUGCACACAUCUCAUCCUUUCUAGUUUUUACCCACCUUACUGUUUACUUGAUCAUGGGGGCUCCAAUGCAUCCCCCACCACCUCUCAUCUCAGCCGGACAUUGGAAUCUUGCCUUUGAUGCCGGAAACGAUGUUGCGCCGGCCCCAGGCUUUUCAGUCGUACAAACGGCCGAACAUACGCUUGCCCCUGUAUGGAGACAAAACGUUGUGCCUGUGGCCUAUACUUCCCAUUGGUCGUGCGAGUACGAGCCGGUGACAUGGAUCACUAAUCAUAUCGUCCCAAAUGUUCCAAACCCACAACAAGCGCCAGUGCAUGGAGCUGCUCCGACAGGGUUGCGGCCAAACGCGGUGCCAUUUCAAUCGGGCUAUUCAGACGGAAGGACUAGAGAAUCGCCAAUGGUGACCUGUGAGGAAAAGAAUUCCAAAGGAUUUGGUGGUGGACCAUACCAACCAAGAGCAAAUACCCAGGCAAACUCGGAUGGUGUGUUCAACGCUUCCUUAGGUCGACCACAGGUCGCAACGGUCCCAUCCCCCCUGGCCAGGACUGCGAAAUCAGCCAUAAACCCCUCAAAAGUAACCGAGAAUGCAGAGAAACGUAAUGAGUUGAUUUUCGGAUCCAUUGACGCGCGUCCGAAAAUUCUUGAUCAGAGUGGAUCGGAAGUGAAAGGGAAGGCUCGCCCAAAUUUUCUGAAAAACGAUAUGACAACACAGGUUUAUCGGGUUGUAAACAGAGCCGGCCAUACAUCUGAAGAAGCCCGCGACCCAACACAAAAUAAGGAAACAAGGGUUUCUCGAGUCGCAAGCAGAGCUGCAAAUACCUCCGGCCAACCCCAGAGUAAACACACAUCUGAUUUAGCCCUAUCAGGUGGAAGGGUAAACACUGUGAUUAAAGAAAGAAAUAGCAGUGAAGGCACAACCGAUCUUCUUCAGAAAUCCAACUCCGAUGGGCUUUCGUCUGCUUGCCACAAGGGUAUUACGGAUGCUGUCAGCGGUAAUAUUCAUAUGGGGGAUACUCAGAAUACCGCCCAAAUUUUUGCUGCAACGAAGCUCGCGUCGAUCAAAGAAAACCCUGUAGUAAACGAAAAGGGUGAUGAUUUUCCUUUGACCAACAGAAAUGUUGAAGGCGACGGUUCUUCUCAAAAGCGAACAUCAGAAUAUUCCGAUGAUCCUGAAGCUAUCAUCAAAAACGUCUCUCCUGACACGGCACCAAAUUCAAAACAAACUGGGAAUAACUCAUUGCCUCAAGAAGGAAAUAUUACACUGAUGAAAACUCCCAUCAAAUCAACCCAACCAGACGGCAAGGAUUUGGUCACAGAUAAAAUCGGAACAUCAAGCCGAUCAGCCCGAAAUCAAUUUACCCAUGAGAGAGCCCCUAUGGCUAACCUGCCGGAAGCCCCUCAAAACAGCAUCGGUUCUACAGAGAAUGGGAUACCUUUGAUCCGUCCUGCGGAAUCUGAAAUCACAGAACCAGCCAUGAAUAAGAAUGAUCAAAGCAAUAAAGCCGAAGUGUUAGUCUUUUCCGAUACAGCAUUGAAUGGAAAUCAGAAUCACAAAAGCCAUCUGUCAAAAGAUGACAAUUUGUUGAUGAAAGAGAGUCCCACCACAUCGAUAAGAAAAGGCCGUGAAGAUUCUCUUCAAGUUAAAAUUAGAGCUUCAUUGCCAAUCCUAGCCGAUAAAAAUCAACCAACCUCCGGAAAAAAUGUGGGAACUCCAAAGCACGUGCCUGGAGAGGUCCUCAAGAGCAGCCCCAGCCUUUCAGAAAAUGGAAUGGGCCUCGAAACAGCUGUGCAUUCUUACAAAAAUGCACUUCUGAAAAAACCUGCAACUCUGAACACGGUCAAGAAUAAUGAAGGGGGGAUAAAAAAAAUAGAAGCAACAGCUCCUAUCUUACCAGCACACACAGUAAACACUCAAGAUACCGACUCUAGCAAACAGUCUUUGUUUGAUUCUUCCGGUUUUGAAUACACCAAUUCAGAACUUACUUCCCCUUUCCUUGGCAAGAGAUUGGCCAACUCUGAGCCAAAAAUAACUCCAGUUGUUGAUGAUAUUUCUCCAAAAGCUACUAUAGUCAAAUUUGACACUGAUACCAAUGGUAUAAUGUUGAGAAAUAAAGUGGAUGAAAUUGCAAAGAAAGAUAUCAAUACAAAGAAUGAGCCCAAGCAUGGGCCAAGAAAGGUUCAAGUGCAAGAUUUGAAUAGUGACAAAAAUCCUCAGAUUGGUUCAACAUUCACCAAUCAAGAAAUUCCUGCCAAGGAAAUAUCUGUACCCAAGAAUCAAGAAUCCAGCUCAGAAAUAGUGGAAGGUGGAAUUCUAACACUCAAGGAAGAGUAA